This is a messenger RNA of Verticillium nonalfalfae, 474 nucleotides long. RefSeq names its product oligosaccharyltransferase complex subunit epsilon (gene OST2). The record is from RefSeq and is a predicted model, not a curated record. NCBI's taxonomy places the organism in Eukaryota, Fungi, Ascomycota, Sordariomycetes, Glomerellales, Plectosphaerellaceae. Bases 1 to 474 code for a protein of 157 amino acids. Gene Ontology annotation, biological process: protein N-linked glycosylation. Gene Ontology annotation, cellular component: membrane; oligosaccharyltransferase complex. The transcript has 4 exons.
AUGGCGCCCAAGAAAGCCGCUCAGGUGCCCCCCGCCGCCGCCGUCGCCCCCGCAGGCCCGACCGUCGCCGCCAUCCCCGGCACCAUGACCUCCCAGCCCAAGCUUGCCUCCUCCAAGGCCGCCAGCGCCAGCGGCAACGCCGACUGGACCCAGGCCGUCAACCAGCUUCUCGACCACUACCAGAAGAAGACGCCGCAGCGCACCAAGCUGAUUGACGUCUUCCUCGCCUUCCUCGUCGCGCUCGGCGGCGUGCAGUUUGUCUACUGCGUGCUCGGCGGCGGAUUCCCUUUCAAUGCCUUCCUUUCCGGUUUCUGUGCUACCGUUGGACAAUUCGUCCUCACUGUUUCCCUGCGCAUGCAGACGACCGAGGCCAACAAGGCCGACUUUCCUUCCGUGUCCCCAGAGAGAUCCUUUGCCGACUUUGUUAUUGGCAGUUUGAUCCUACACUUCUUCGUCUACAACCUGAUUAACUAG